AUGAGCGCGCCGGAAUCCGCGCAGGAAGAUGUUUCAAAGGUUUGUAUGAUGUUUGAAAUCCUCUCUCCCUUUGAUCCUAUGAUUAUUGCGCGAAAUUUUUCGCUCAGCGACCAGUAAGAAGUCCCGGAUUUCACUCUUCGCGGAGUAUUGCUGUCGUUCCUGUUAGCAGCAUGUGCAGAGCGAGAUCACGGGAAGCCAUUUUUGGUUAUGUUUCUGAUCGUAAGAGGCCUGGCUGACGAAACACUUGUUGAAGAUUCUUCGUGCUGGAUUCUUCUACAGGUGAACCGAAGACUAGCUGGAACAGUGAACUGGGGCACCGCCACUGUGGUAGGAAUAUUUGCCGGGAUGCUAUACGGAGGAAGCAAGGAAGCAGCUGCCUCCGUCGUAAGUCUACGCCCUCUCUAGAGUAAGAUUAUAGAAAGUUAAAAGAUCAUAAGAGGAUCAUAUCCCGGAGCAAGUGAUAAAUUGCCUAUUCACAUAUUUUAUAUCCAUGAAAAUAGAUAAAAUUCACAGUAAUGGACUUCUUGUAGAUCAUACAGUCAUGCUCUGUAUGGGAGGGGCAUGGAGUAGUAUGCCAGGCCGAUGGCCAAGUUUCUCAAAGCAUAUGAUUGUCUCAAAGCUAUCAGCACGGUUUUUUUUCAGUGUUUAUUUAAUAGAAAUUAUUCCGUCACUACUUGCAAAGGGUCUGCUCUUUUCAUCUUUCCACAUUUCUCUCGAUUGAAUCACUCAGUAUCUUCAACCAGUUUCUCUAUAUUUCCAUCUCAAUAUUCAUUGAUAGUGAAAUAAAUAUCUUAAGAUUCAUCUUUAUUUAUUUUGCAUAUUUUAUGUAUGAAGCACAAUUUUCAAGCCAUUCUUUAUGAUUCGGAAAUAAGGGAUGCUUAGUAUAUUAUUAAAGGAUCGUCAUCUUCAUAGAUCAACCUUCUGUUGUCAGCAACACGUUAGCUGCCUCAUUUUGAAGAAACUCUUGGCAGAGCAAGGAUGCUGAGGUAAUGCUGAAGCUGGGAAGCACACCUGACAAACGCGAGCAGUACAGAUUAAUGAGGGAUGCAAUGGAGAAAAGGUUCAUACGAGUAACCCGCGGAUCAAUAAUCGGUGGCGUUCGGCUUGGAAUGUUUACCGCCACAUUCUACGGUUUACAGAAUCUUCUGGCAGAGAAACGGGGUGUGCACGAUGUUCUCAAUGUGGCUGGAGCUGGUUCUGCAACUGCUGCCAUGUUUGGCCUCAUCUGUGAGAAAACUAUGAUUCCCCAUCAUUUUUUAUAUCAUCCAAUAGAUUCCGCUUCGUUGGUACCAUAUGUAAAUGUGAGAUUUGGCACUUAUCAUAGUAUCUCCUAAUGCAAAGUUUACAAAAAAAUAAAAUAUUUACAGCUAGUUUUUUCUAUUUAACAAUUGCCCCACAGUCUAGCAGGUGAUAUUUUGCUGUAUUUUUCUUGUCUGAACAAUUUCUAGAUAUAUUUCUCGUGCCUAUCACAAUUGUCCUUGAUGUGGUGGUGAGGUAAUCUACUGGCGUAAAUUGUUAGGCAGAUAAUUGAUCAAUUGAUUAGCCUGCAAAUAGUCUUAAACUAAACUACGGUUUCUGACUCAGCCAUUGAGGAGCUAAAUGUAUGAUUAUUGGAAAAUAUCUAUCUUCUUGUAGGAUUAUUCAUUGUUCUUCGUAUGAUGGUACAGAAUUGGAUUAGAAAAACAAUGAUGCUUCUUUGAAUUGGUCUCAUGUUUUCAUGCUGCUUCCUUACGCACCUCUAACUUGCGCCUCCUUUUAUGGCAAUAUCUUUCAGUGCCAGGGUCUCUCAUGUGGCGUGCCCGUAACAUGUUGCUAGGUUCAACCCUUGGUGCUGCUUUCUGUUUUCCACUUGGUAAUGGUGUUCUUUGAUCUUUGUUAGGUUAAUAUUCUGAAACUUUUGUACAUAUCUCAUUUAUUAUAAAAAAAAACAUGGCUUUGAGGGUUCCAUGGAAAUACUGGUCUUGGUAAUUUGGGGAAACAUUCUUAACGAGCCCAAAUACAGUUGGAAACUGUUGUUUAUAUUUCAUGAUCGGUGAUACAACACCAUACUUGCAUACCAAAAUCUAUCUAAUUGAGCCCCAAUUUUAUUUUCGCAUUUCUUCAUCCGUGAUGCAACUACCACAACUCAUUACUGCAGUCCUUCCAAAGCUAUCUCUGGAACUGAGGCUUAAUGCCCAUAAACCUAGUUAUAAACUACUGUGUAUAUCCCAUGAUCUAUGUUCCAAUGCCAGAUUUAUGUACCAAAAUCUAGUCUUAUCAGCUAUGCUCGAACUCAGUUUCAUUUUUCAUAUUUCUUCGUAUCAAGGAUGCAACAGCUCAUCGAUCUGAUCUUUCCAAAGAUCAGGUGGGCUACAUUAAGUGAGGUUUACUGAGCUUAAACCCAGUUGUCAACUAUUAUUUUUAUGUCAUUAUCUGCAAUAUAACCAUAAUAUAUAUAUAUAUAUACCAAAAUCUUAUACUAAUGAGUUCUACAUGAACCCCAAUUUUAUUGUUCUCAAGUCUUCUGCCGUGUGCUUCACAUUUGCAUCAUCCCUACAACGUAAAGCAUUGUGCGUCUUUGAGACCGAAUGGGCAAACUAUCUUCACAGGUUGGGCUCAUUUGAAGCUUGUGGAGAAGGCGAAUGAGGGGUUCUCCAUCCCUACGUCACCACACAAUGGGGAUGAGAAGCAAGAGACGAAAAGUAGAGUCGGUGCUGCUAUCGAGAGGCUUGAAGGGAGUCUAGGUAAGUGA
Molecule: messenger RNA, 2731 nt
Organism: Spirodela intermedia
Lineage: Eukaryota; Viridiplantae; Streptophyta; Magnoliopsida; Alismatales; Araceae
Source: the annotation of a GenBank genome assembly